AUGGCUAAACGUUUUCUACUUCUUCUUACUCUUCUUCUUGCUGUGACCGUUACAGAAUCCGAAGCUUACUCGACGACGACGACGAGGCCCUUUCAAGGCUAUAAGCCGGAGAAAUUCACCCACCUCCACUUUUAUUUCCAUGACGUUAUCUCCGGUGACAAACCUACCGCCAUCAGAGUGGCCGAGGCCCCCGGGACAAACUCCUCAGCCAUCAAAUUUGGCGUAAUUAUGAUCGCUGAUGACCCGUUGACCGAGGGACCUGACCCGAGCUCGAAGGAAAUUGGGAGAGCUCAAGGGAUGUAUGCGUCAACGGACUUGAAAGACUUGAUCUUCACAAUGGUCUUUAACUUGGCUUUCACGGAAGGACAAUUCAAGGGAAGUACCCUCUCGAUGUAUGGACGGAAUGCGAUAAUGUCGAAGGUGAGAGAGAUGCCGAUCAUUGGUGGAACCGGUUGUUUUAGGUUUGCUAGAGGUUAUGCACAAGCCAAGACUUAUAAGCUUGUUGGUCAAGAUGCCGUGGUCGAGUAUAAUGUCUUCAUUUGGCAUUAGUAUUUUGUGAUAUAUUUGUUGUUCAAUGUCUUCCGAAGAUAAAUUGUUUUCAGUUUGGUUUGCUUAUAUUGUUUUUGGGUUUUUUUUGAUAAAUUGUUCUGUUUUUGUUGUGUUGUUUCAAGUUUAAAAGGUUUAGUUGUUUGAAUAUUUCGAGAAUUGAGAUGUGUGUAGUAAUUCAAAGGGGAAGUCUAUAUAACACAUGGACAUGAAAAUCA
This is a messenger RNA of Capsella rubella, 764 nucleotides long. RefSeq names its product dirigent protein 2. The transcript has a single exon. Bases 1 to 549 code for a protein of 182 amino acids. Lineage: Eukaryota; Viridiplantae; Streptophyta; Magnoliopsida; Brassicales; Brassicaceae. The record is from RefSeq and is a predicted model, not a curated record.